AAAAUAUAUUUGAUUUUCAGGCUGAAAAUGGAAAUGUACUGAAGAAUAAAAUGGAGGUUCGACGGAUGAGACCUAAGCCUAAAAUAUCUCCCCUGGAUCGGAAAAUUAAACCUAAUCCUAGAUACAGUGCAGUUGAACCUGUAGUCAAUACAGGCAGUAAUCUCAGAACUGAGCUCGAAAAGUUAGACGAAAUUCAUCAAUUUUACAAAUUUCGAAAUGACGAAAUCUUUCGGCGGAUAACCAUCAACAAUUUGGUGAGUUUAAUGAUAGAAGUUUGUAAGCUUGAACACCAGCUGUAUCCUGGAGUACCUGGAGUAACUGGAGAUGAAACUCUCACUAAGAUACCAGACUACUCCAGUGAUAGUGAAGAGGAUACAGAGAAUAAGGUUGAAGAAGAUCCUGAUAUAGAUACAUUAAUCAGAAGCCAGUUCAAUCCGGAGAAAUCCAAACCUUCCAGUAGAAAAGGAACUGCUAGAUCUGUAACUAGUGUAACUAUGGGGGUCGGAGAAAUGGAUAGAACGUCUCCGGUCAUACCGGAGGAGACUCCGAUCCGUCCCUUCCUCCUCCUGGAUCUCCGGGAUACUGAUCUUUUCUCCAGAUCUCACAUCAGCCUAGCGGUCAACUAUCCAGCCAUUAGGUUAAACCGAGCAUUUGAUUACGAAACCAGAGAGAUGCUUCGGCUGAAGAAUAAGAAGAAUGCUGUAAUUGUUCUUUACGAUGAUGAUGAGAGUAUUGCCAGCAGGUGUGCCACUACUCUAACUCAGAGAGGAUACGAUAAUGUGUUCUUAUUGAGUGGAGGGCUUAGAGUAGCUACCCUUAGAUAUCCAGAGUCAUUAGUGUCAGAUAGGGACCUGAAAGGUAUAGAGGAAGGAGAUAUAAUGGUUCUAGAAAAACUUCUUGAAGAGAAUAUUGUGAAGGGUUCCAGCUCCUUCAGUAGUAGGUUGACCGGAAGAAUGGGAAGCAGACGAAGUGUAGGAACUAGUUACCGGAGUCUCAGCCUGGACCGAGUUCAUAGCUCCGGGAUGAGCAGUACAUUGGAUCGGGGAAACAUGAACCGAAGAAUGAUAUUUGAUGCUCCGGUUCGAACCUCAACUGCGCUCGGGAAGAAGCUAAACCGGUUUCUUUAGAUUUACAAAAUCAAACGGAUAGAAAUAUUUUAGUUAUUAUUCAAUGUUUUUGUAAAGGCGUUGUAAGCGUAAUUUAUUGGGACCCUCACUGCAAACAUGCCCAAACGGAGGUUGCCAGCUUGCUUUAAACGGAGGGUCACAUGAAAUCACGCGUACAGUCCCUUAAAGUUUUUAAUUUUUUAAUUUAUCCCCACUGUUUACAUACCAGGAAAAUCUAAAUCUAUGAUUUCUCAUUCUACUGUGGUCUGUGUACAGGAUACGGGUGGGGGGUGCACUGCGCACUUGCAGUUUUACCAAAUGUAAAAUUCCUUUAAAUUAAUCAAAAUGUGUUUCAUGAAUGAAAUCCAGUGAAUGAUCAAAUUAUAUGGAAUAGAAAUCAGUUUUGAAAGCUUGAAUUCUCUUUUAAUAACAGUAAAAUCCACAAAAUGUAUGUCUAUGUAGAAACCUUGUGCAGUGCAUAAUUUUGACAUAUGAACAGUUUAGACACUAUAUAUAGUAUACAGUACACCACUCUCAUUGUACUAUGUACAUUUUACAAUGCACAUCGUACAACACUAGUUGAAUCAUCUUUUUGUUUAUUUAGUGUUUUGUAGUCAAGUUAAUCAACCAAUCAAAGAUCUCUAAAUUGUGAUGAAUUUAAAAAUAGUUAUUUAUCAAUUGUAAUGUACAAUGACAAUCCUGUUUUAUAAUAUCUCAAAAGUAUCAAAAUUCGCGAAUAAGUUGAAAUGUUUUUGUAAGCUAUGUUCAAAAAGUAAAAAAUUAUUUUGCCAUUUGAGAUCGUACACAGCUAUUGAUAAUAAUUUUAAAAAGAAUCUUCUCUCUAACAAUUCAGCUAAGAAGCUCAUAAAAUGUGAUCUUUUGUUCCGUCCUAUAUUGUCAUGUGCCGUCCUUGGUAAAGUUCCACACAACACGUGACUGAUCCAUCACAAAGACAAAAAUAAAAACUUUUGCAAUUAAAUAUUUCAGAAA
Messenger RNA from Eurytemora carolleeae, 2096 nucleotides. Its product is annotated as centrosomal protein of 41 kDa. Lineage: Eukaryota; Metazoa; Arthropoda; Copepoda; Calanoida; Temoridae. Gene Ontology annotation, biological process: cilium assembly; protein polyglutamylation. Gene Ontology annotation, cellular component: ciliary basal body. The coding region runs from base 51 to 1127 and encodes 358 amino acids. The transcript has 10 exons. The record is from RefSeq and is a predicted model, not a curated record.